This is a messenger RNA of Schistocerca nitens (vagrant locust), 1869 nucleotides long. RefSeq lists its product as uncharacterized. Gene Ontology annotation, molecular function: zinc ion binding. The transcript is spliced from 2 exons. NCBI's taxonomy places the organism in Eukaryota, Metazoa, Arthropoda, Insecta, Orthoptera, Acrididae. The coding region runs from base 1 to 1869 and encodes 622 amino acids. The record is from RefSeq and is a predicted model, not a curated record.
AUGGGAAACCAUUGCGUUGCUGCCAUAGAGCUUCACGAAGAAGAAAGUGGAAUCUGUAGUGUCAUUUACUACAGAACACAUUUCGGCCACGACCAGAACAUUGCUUUUCUGCAUCUCAGUGGUUCUGAUAGAGAAGCCAUCGCUGGCAAAAUUGCUGAGGGGGUCACUUUCCAGAGAAUUCUGGAUGAUGUGCGGGACUCAGUUCAUUCCAGCGGAGUGGAGAGGCUGCAUCUCCUGACUCGACAUGACCUUCACAACAUUAAGAGAGACUUCGCCAUUGGUGAUGAUCAACAGCAUAACAUUGAUGAAGUCAGUGUUGGUAUGUGGUUGGAGAAAAUGAAAGACUGUGUUCUCCUCUAUAAGAAAGAAGGCGAGGCCAGGGAAGAUUUUGAUAGGACUGACUCGGUGAUAGUGUUAAUGACUGACUACCAGAAGCAGUUAUUACAGAGAUUUGGACAAAAUAUUGUAUGUGUGGACUCCACACAUUGUACAAAUGUUUACAAACUGUUGGUGACCACAUUGUUAGUGGUAGACGAUUUUGGUUCAGGUAUGCCUGUAGCAUUCUGUGUUUCAAAUCGGGAGACUACUUCCAUAAUGACUCAUUUCUUUAGUGCUGUGAAAGAGAGAGCUGGCAUCAUAAAAACGUCUGUAUUCAUGUCCGACGACACUAAUACUUUCCGUAGUGCAUGGUCACGAGUCAUGGGACCUGCAGAAAAUAAUCUACUGUGUGCUUGGCACAUAGACCGCAGCUGGCGGAAUAAUUUGAAGAAAGUCCAUGGCAAUGAAGAAAAGAAAGCACUUGUGUACAAAGCUCUUCGUACAUUGCUUGAAGAAGCGGACAUAGACAAUUUUAAUGAGCUGCUGGAAUCGUUCGUCGAGCAGCUUCAAGCAGAUGAAGGUACAAGAGACUUUGGUGUAUAUUUCUCGUCAAAUUACUUAUUCCGGCCUCAGCAGUGGGCAUACUGUCACCGUCGCAAUCUGGGUAUAAAUACAAAUAUGUACCUUGAAGCAAUGCAUAGAGUUUUAAAAUAUUGUUAUUUAGAGGGAAAAACAAACAAUAGACUUGACAGACUACUUGUUGUGUUGAUGAAAUUGGUUCGUGACAAACUGUGUGCUCGAAUGGUUAAAUUGUGUAAGGGUGGCCAUUCAUAUAGACUAAAUCUUAUUGAGGCUCGUCAUAAAGCUUCAUGUAGUAUUAAGGAGAAUGACAUUACAGUCAAUACUGAUGGUACAAAGUUUCAUGUGAAAUCCCAAACACAUUGUGGUGUGACACAUACUGUGAUUUUAAAUAACAUUGAAUGUAAAUUGGAGUGCAAGUUGAAGUGCUCCAAAUGUAAUAUAUGUAUACAUGCUUUCAGUUGUUCUUGUGCGGACAGUUUAAUUCAUUUGAACAUAUGCAAGCACAUUCAUGCAGUGUCAAUGACGUAUGCAUUACAUUCAAGUGCCACAUUUACACCAAGUGAAGCAACGGUGACAGAAGAGGCUUCUGCCAUUUUGUGUUCACUGCAAACAAAUACUGAUGAUCACGAGAACACAUCUCUGGCCCAAGAACUAGUGUCCACAUAUCAAAUUUUGAUUAACCGUGUCAGUUCAGGUAAAGUGUCCACAGAAAUCCUGAAGUCACUACAGAAGGAUGCAGCUCAUUCGCUGUCACUUUUUCAAUCAGACUGCAGGGAAGCUUCACGACCCCCCAGCAACGAGAAGGUAAAAGUGCAACGAAGACAUGGUAAAUGUAACAAACAGCCAAAGGGCAGUUUGAAGAAACCAACUCUUGCUGAAAAAGAAAAUAUUGUUUCAGCACUGAGGCAGCCUGAAAGUGAAAUAUUAAAUGUUCACGUAGAUUCUGACCAUAAUUACUGUCGGUACUAA